UUUCUGAUCCUAUUUAAAGGGAAAGCGCCAGGCACCGGGACCCAGCCGCAGAGCUAGAGUCAGGGACUGCAGUUCAGCUUGAAGCCUACCGAGCAGACAUGGUGUCGCCGGUCACAGUGGUGAAGAGUGAAGGCCCCAAGCUGGUGCCCUUUUUUAAAGCCACUUGUGUCUAUUUCGUCCUCUGGCUGCCAACUUCCAGCCCUUCCUGGUUCAGUGCCCUCAUCAAGUGUCUGCCCAUCUUCUGCUUAUGGGUUUUUCUGCUGGCACAUGGAAUCAAUUUCUUAGUCGCACAUCGAAGCGCCAGUAGGAUCUUAGCAGGGUUAAUAUUCUCUGCCGUGGGGGAUGCCUUCCUCAUCUGGCAGGAGCAAGGCUACUUUGUUCAUGGUCUGCUGAUGUUUGCCAUCACACACAUCCUGUACUCCUCAGCAUUCGGGAUGAAGCCUUUGGACCUGAAAGCCGGCUUUGCGAUGACCCUUGUUUCCAGCUUCUGCUACACCUUCCUGUACUCCUACCUCUCAGGCCCCUUCACCUACCUGGUAGCUGUCUAUAUUGCUUUGAUCGGCUUCAUGGGGUGGCGCGCCAUUGCUGGCGUGCAGCUGUGCAAUGACCUCUGGACUUGGACCAAGCUUUCGGCCUGUAUUGGCGCAGUGCUUUUCAUGGUGUCAGAUCUGACCAUUGCAGUUAACAAGUUCUGCUUCCCGGUGCCCUACUCACGUGCCAUCAUCAUGGCCACUUACUAUGCAGCCCAGAUGCUCAUUGCACUCUCAGCUGUGGAGAGCAGGGAUGAAGAGGACUUCAAAAGCAGGAAUUAGAUGGAACGCCAGCAGGCUCAUGAACUGCAUGGAUUAUAACUGGGGUGCUGCAGCAGCAUUAGUCGCUGAGGGAGAUCUCCAUCUCUCAAGGUGCAUUGGUGAUAAAGAUUUUGCUUCUUUGAAGCAUUAUCUUUGUUUUUUUUUAAAUCUGACUCUCCUUGAAUGUAAUUUACUUCAGUGUGGAGACCACAUUGGAGAAUUUAGACUGCUCCUACAGUAACUACUCAUUGACCUUUUCCUCUUGGAAGCUUCAGGAGUCCUCUAAUACCACAUUGUAUUUGUUAAUCCUGAAGGUGGUUCUGAAUGUUAUAGAAGGAGAAGGCUAAUUUAAAGAGACCAUGAAAAGAGGCUAGGCAGGUUAAGAGGCUUGCCUUCGAUGCUGGACACACAUGUCCAAAUCUCAGCUAAGGUGAUAGGGAGGUGACAGUAGGGUGACCAGACAGCAAAUGUGAAAGAAAUCAGGACAGGCGGUGGGGGGGGUGGGGUGGUAAUAGGAUCCUAUAUAAGAAAAAGGCCCAAAAAUCUGGACUGUCCCUAUAAAACUGGGACAUCUGGUCACCCUAGGUGACAGAGUUUAGGUGGUGACUAGACUAGAUCCCACUUGUGGGCAUUACAAAGCCACUACACAGGGUGCAGCAACUGACAGCCUCUGCUCAAAGAAAGCCCAGGAGUGGCAUAGCAGGAGGAUAGGUAGUGCAGGUCAGGUCUGAAGUACAUUGGUAAGAAUUGGGUGGUGGGAAACUUGCACUGUACCUGAUUCUAACCAGGGCUCUUUUGUGAAUUCCAAAUUCAUGCAACUUCCUACUUAAAUGCCAUUCAAAGUUUUUUCCGCCCAAUGUGAAGGCUGCUGAGCAUUUAGUAUGUGAUAUUCUGAAGUUGCUGCUGGAAGUGUGUUAUUGCAUUCUGAACUUUGAAAGUGGGAAAUUAAAGGCAUUCUUUAAGCAGGCUGGGUUAUGAUGAAAGGAUACAUGCUUGUAAGUUAAUGAGCAGUUUUAGCAGGCAACUUUCAGCAUUUGCUAUGUUGGCCUAGAGCAGUCCCUUGGCUGUGUGCGAAGAUAUGAUGGAACAAUGGGUCUGUCUUUCAACAUCAGACCUCACCCCCUAUUACCAGUAGCUUUGUUGACUGAAUUAAUAAGCCUGGCAAACCACCUGCACCUCCUCUGUAGGUGUUGAGAACUCUUCAAUCCGUGACAAUGCUUGUGCCAACUCCAAAACAAAGGCAAAGUAUUAAAACACAAUGGGAUAUGGCAUACUUUGAUCACUGUGAAGUUACUCCAGACCCAAGUUUAUAGAUGCAUCAUUAGUGUUAAUAGGCAAUUGUUUUAACUGUGAGCUUGGCAGCUUUUCAGGGAAAACUAUUUAUUCAAUUAAGGCCAGUAGGCUUCUCUAUUGGUAUAUGUCUACACACUUGACCCUAUACAUAGGUGCACAGUAGUAUGGUAUUAGCAGCCACCAUACGCAACCUGAGCUGGAGUAUUCUGUGCUUUGCACCACGCCUUUGGAGAUGCAUUCCACUAAGGAAUAAUUGAUUUCUUCUGGGCUCACAUUCUGUCCAUAAUGUGGGAAUUGGGAGACUGGGAAUUUGUCAUUUAAGCAUUUAUCGCUCAGUAUUUACAGCUGCUAAGUGAGAAUACUCUGCAUAUUUGCACAUAAUAUUUAAUAUGCCCCUUACUCAGGGUAUUUGUUAGCAUUUUCCCUUACCUGCAAAGCCAGCUAUGUAGAACAAGUAUCUGGUUUUUACCAGUCAAUGGCAAAGAAGCAAGUUUGUACCACUUGACUUUGCAAAGCCCGCUUUGAGGCAAAGCUACCUGAAAAGAACAAUUCUGUGCGUUAAAACCAGCUCACCCCAUUUCUCCUAACGUCCUGGAGCCUAUAAUAAAAUCAGAACCACUAGAGACGGGAAAACCAAUUUCCUACCAACCCAAACUGUUUAGCCAUCUUAUCCUCCCCUCUGCCAUUAGACUCUGUUAAAGGAUUCUGGUGAGUUUUUUAAUUUCACAGUUAUAAUUUUACUUUCCAAUAGUUCCUUCCCUCCUGCAUGCUGGUUUUAAUUUAUUGUGGGUUGCUCACAGGUGCUGAAAUGUUGCUGCCCUGGAUUUUUCUUUGACGCAUGACAAAUGGACGGAGAGACAUUUCCUAUGGAUAUACAUUGAUAUUACAUCGAGAGGGCUUCCUUCCCCCUUUCCCAAAUCUGAUGGGGUCCCUUUAAUGUUUAUUUUGUGGCCCUUCCUCCUAUUGCUCAGACAGGUACUCACAUGAGUAGUCCCACUGAUUCUAAUGAGACUACACAGGUGAAUAACUGUUCCUAAAUGUGAGCGAGUUCACAAGUGAGCCCUGUCACAGAGUGCUCUACUCACCACAGGAUGGCACCUCCUCCUGGUGGUUCUGAGGAUUAGCUCUGCCAGACCAAACACCUCUUCCCGUGGUUUCAAUCCACCUCUCUGUCUGCAGCCCCUCUUUCACUCCAGGGAGCUGCUGCUUCCUCUUUGCGAUUCAGCUGUCCAACCAAGUCAUUAAGUGGCUUCCCUUUCACCAUAGUCUUUCAACAUCUCCUUCCACAGGCAGUCCUCACACCCACUGCCCUGUCAACAUCACUCCACCAGUCUUCAUGUUCGCUACCCUUAGCGCUACCACUCUGCAGUGGUUGGUAGGGGAACCGAGGCCCACCCUCUAUUCGGGGCUCCAGACCAGGGCCCUACAGUGAACAGUUAAGGCCUAACUCUGUACUAACCUUACUGCUCUCUCCCCUGGACUCCUUCCUACUGUAAGUCUUCUCCCCUACCUCAAGAAGUAGGACAACAGACUUCCUCCCUGCUACCUUCUUAUACUAGCUCCAGUCUCCUGGCUUUGUAGAAGUCCUGCCUGUCGUCUCACAGGUGAUCUUCCUUCUAAUUAGCUUCCUCCAGUCUAAAUCUCCCCUGUUUGCAGCCUAAUUGGUUGAUUAGGCUUGACUAGGCCUAAUUCAGCCCUUGCAGGGUUAGUAUGGGGAGUACAUCUCAUCAUAGGCCCUAUGCGGUGAGAGCUUUGUUUUUGCACCUGGCGUUUCUGAGAUUGAUCCUGCAGGAUCAUUGUAGGCCAGUUGCAAUGCCCUGACUGAGGACUUGUCCACAGGGCUGCAGCUGCACUGAUGCAGUGCACAGUUGUAGCACUUAGUGAAGACACUACCUAUGCUGACAGGAGAGCUUCUCCCAUCAGUGUAGGUACUCCACCUCCCCAAGACGCAGGCUUCUCUCAUCAAUGUAGUGCUGUCUAUACCAGCAGUUCACCUGGUUUAACUGCGUUGCUCAAGGGUAUGGAUUUUCCACACCACCGCAUGACGUAGUUAUGCUGACAUAAGUUUGUAGUUUAGACCAAGCCUCAGUUUCUGCUGCAGCCCUGCUCACUACACCCCCUGGAAUCCACUAAUAGUCACUUUAGUUCACAUGCUCCUAUAGCCUUUGUUCUUUGGGGGUUCUCCCAGCACUGUUCAAAGACAGCUCCUGUCUUCCCUGUUAUUAAGAUAUUGAAAGUAAAUGGCAGGUUUUUCAGGACCAUAUAUGACACAAAGAGACGCUGUCAGAUCCAAAUUCGUCCCUGAUGUAGAGUUAAUAAUGGAAUCCACAACUGGUGUAAAUGGGCCAUUGUUUUCUGUGGAGCUUUGCCAAUUUACACCAGCUGUCGAUUUGGCCCACAGUUAGCAGGUCUUAGCCCAAAGGGCUUUGCAAUCUAAGAAGCAAGACAAUAUUAGUAACUGAAUGAUCUGUGCAUUAAGUCCAUGAAUUGAAGGAAAAUGGUCUUUAUCAGUGACUGGUUGUAAGGGUGAACACACCACCUGUGCCAGGGAAAGACUAGAUGGGUGAGCAUCUCCUAAGUGCAGCAUCUCCACCUGACACCCUCUUCUCUUGUGUGUCUGUCUCAAAGGGAGAUGCUGGGAGAGAGACGGGCACUGGUAGAACAAACCAGGCGGCAGUGUUAGUGUUUAGUUAGAGAGCUACAUAGGUGAGCACCCCAGUCUCUCAACCAGCCCCCUGAUUUUAUAUGACAUACAAACUCUUCUGAGCCAAUCACACUGAGGGGGGUGGCGUUGUUUUGGACUCUUACCUGAGAAUGCUGCAGUUUAGGAAAAUAUAAUUCCACUUUGAUUUAACCUCCUAUAAAACAUGUGGGCCUCCAUUCUCUGGUGCACCCAAGGAGUGCUUGGCACAGGCUGGAGAGGGGGCAAAGAUCUCUUGAAGAGACUUUUGCACCUUGCCAAAUCUGUAACCCUCUGGCCACAUGGUCAGGCUCUAGUCUAAGUUGAAGUGGCCUGAAAGCUAUUCUAAUCUAUGCUAGUUGCCAGUGGUCCUGGGCAGUAGUUCUGGCAGCUGAGGGCUGCCAUGAUAUAAGGGAGCCCUGAUCAUGCCCCCUGUGUGAGUGUUAGCAACAGAGGACAGCUUCUGCUUCUCUCCUUGGCUUGGUGAUGCUCCCGCAAACCUUCCUUUGCCUUGGUUGGUGCUAAGAGCGCCCCUUCCUGUGUUACAGUUUAGCUCACAGGGUAGCACUGAAUCCAUGGGACGACUGGCAGAGUAAUGCACUAUUCUACCUGAGCAUGGCUGGCAGGACCAGUGGGCAGUAUUAGCAGCAGUGCACGAUAGGCUGCUGGCACGGAGGACACCCCACACUUUCUUUACUGAGUAGUUUUCACACCCAUCAGUAGCACAAUAGUACUAUUUAGGCUCUUGACUUCCAUUGAGUUCAAUGAGGAUCUGGACUUCCUUCCAAAGACUCUUCAUAUUUUAGAAAAUGUAAGUACCAUUGCAAAAGGCUGGGUUAACAAUAGUGCCCCUCCAGAAGUGUCCGCUGCUUUGUAAACAUACACCAGAAAGGUUAGCUGCAUUAUUGAGGGGGACAGCAUUGUAAAUAGCACAAGCUCCUGUAAUCUCCUCCCUCUAAUGCUGCUGCAUAAUAUUGCCAGUAUUCAUUCACUCGAGGGAUUGCUUCUGCUAGAGUCACCAGCUAUAGGAGGUGUGCAGCAUCUCCAUUCAUCAGUUUUGCUUAUCUCGUAAUCCCCAGCUUGGCCUCUGCGUUGCUGCUCUUUGCGGAUGUCACCUGCUGUUACACAGGCCAUUUGUUGAAGCCCUCUUCCUGCCAUAGAGCCAGCUAGAGAAAAUAUGCAUGUUCAUGCUAUAACCGUCAGCUGGGGCCAGUGCGAGCAGGAUUUGAGUGAAUGGCUAAUUUAAGAUUUAUUUAAUUCUCUCUUGGACUAUGUAACUUGGCAUAUCUCUUCUUAUCUUCUCCAAGGAUUUUUUCCCCCCUCUUGUAAGAGAGACUGACAUGCUAAGUAAAGAGGCUAAUGGAUACCUUCAUUUAAUGUUAUAACCUCCCCCUCUCUGAGUUAGUAGGGUAUCACUUUCUUUACCUCCAGAGAGUAUUAUUAUUCAGUUUCCUGAAGCAGUUUUAAUGAUUUUUCUGUAAUUUUUUUCAUUUCAGUUUAUUUUACUAUCUGCCAAUCUCAGGCCUUGAUCCUGAUGAUGAUUGCAGGGGGUGCAGUAGGUGUUAAUAGGUGAUCUGUCAUUUUGAUAUGAGUGUAAUCUGAGCAUGGGCACUGUAAAAUGCACUGCUUCUGUUGUGGGCCUGCGCUGGAGAACUCAGAGUCAGUCGAGGGUUGCCCGGGGUGUCACAGGCUCAGGCUGUUAGUCACCCUGGUCUCUCACCUGUCUCCCUCUCCACACCCCUUUAAUCCACAUUACUUGAACAAACCCCUUUUUCCUGAGAAAGCCUUUCUUGCUGGGAAGAGGCCAGCUGCUAUGAGCACAGAUUUGACACAGCCAGCUCUAAUUCUUCUGAUUAAGCCUGGGAAACAUUGACCAGUUGCUGGUGGAGGUGGGCGUCUGUGUUAGAUACGGUUUCCUGGGACAAAAAACUGUUCAACACUGGUGAAAGCAAUCUGGAAUUUGAAAGGUGGUGGCAAAGUAGGAAUGGAGAGCACAUAAAUGUCCAUCUGAGUCUUUUUCACUUCCUUCCUUACUCUCCUAUUGUCUUUCUUUGCCUUUUACAUUUGACGGUAUUGUUCUACUUCCCUUCCCCCCCACUCCAAACACAUACACAGACUUUCCCUUUGGAAGCAAAAUCUUUAAGGAUUUUGUACUCAAAAUCCCCUUUGAAAUUCUUGUGUGUGGUUAAUUGAGGUUUUAUAUACAAUACAAACCACAUCUUCCACUACUGAACUAACCAUUAAGUGCCAGUAGAUCCACUAACUCCUUAUUCAGGGAGACUAAGAAUGUGUUGAGUCUACUUGAUCUCCCUAGCCAUUACCUUAUAUGGGACCCAACUCUGAACUCCUUUGCUCACAAAUGCUCCUUUUGAAGACAAGUGGCCUGAUUUUCACCUCACACCAUUUUUACACUCCUGUAACUCCAUUGGGCUGGGCUGGACCAUACCAAUACCACUGAAGUCAGUGGAGCUACACUGGUGUAAAACUGGAGUGUAGAGGAGAGUUCAGCAGAGCCAGUCUUGAUUUACACCAGCGUGAGAUCAGAAUUCGGUCAAAUGGGCCCUUAGUAUUUAAUACACAGUUUAGAAGAAGGACUUGAAGGCUUUCACUACCCGCCCCUUCUUUCUAACGUAGCUAUUGGCCUUGGAGGGGAAAGUGGCCAAAACAGAGGCGAUAUAAAGCUCAGUGGCAGAUGUCUCUUUCUCUAGUUUGGGUGCAUGGGAGUGCUGAAUUGCCUAGUUUUGGCAGAGAGAGAUGCUCUUUUAUCUGGAGAUGCAGCAGAGUUGAGUGGUCUGAGCCCAGGACAGGAUGUCUACAACUCUUAAGUUCUGAGCCUGGCUUUGACACCGAUUCCUUUUGUGGCCUUGGUUAAAUCAGUUGGUCUGAAAGGAUAUAAUUCUGAUUAAAAUCAAUAUAGGUAUGCCAGUUUACAGCAGUUGAGAACCUAACUCUCUGUGUCUGUUUCUCCUCCCCUUCCCCCCCAUCUGUAAAAUGCUUACCUACCUCACAGGGGUGGUGUGAGGAUUAGUGCAUGUUCGUAAAGUGCUUUGAAAGGUGUAAAGCGCUAGAUAAGUGCUAAGUAUUAUUAUUAUACUAUAGUAUUCAAAAUAAAAAUGCUUCUAGGAACCUGCAGAAAUUCACUUGAAAAAAGGUGACACGAAUAAAUGCCUUUUCGUGUUUCAGUUAGAUUUCUGCAUCAGAUGGAAAGCAAAUGCAAAAUAGUUAUUUGCAUUAUCUAUUAGGGAUGAGCCCAAGCCAAAAUUCUGGGACCCAGACACACCCAAACUUUAAGGAAAGUGUUUUUUUUUUUAACAAGUCUGAACUCAGAUCCCAAGGUUGCAAGUGGUCCUUGGUCUUUCCAAAAGUCAGGCGCAAAACCCCAAGAUGUGAGCACCACAUCCCAAUUUUGCAACUCAGGCUCAUCUCUGAAUGAGCAAGAAUAAGCCUUGACACAGCCAAAACAAAAUAUCCUAAUUCUAGCUUGAUUAUUGCUGAAAAUGUUGAAGUUGAAAAGGCUGCGGUUCUGUUCACCUUUUAUGAUGCAGAAAGUCAACUAGAUUUUAAGGAACGAGUUACAAAAGAGAUUUAAUUUUCUUUGAUCAUAAACUUUAUGGACUUUAAAGCCAGUGGAGAGCGAAUGCCCAUUUUGGAAUGAAUUCCUGUCCCACUGUAUGUAGGAUGUAUAAAAUUUUCCAGAUGAGAAUGUGUUUGUAUAAACAGCCACUGGACUCAGAACAAACUUAUGAACAGAAUUAUGGCUCCAAAAUAUGAUUGGAUCUCUCAAAUGGUAUAAAUUGGCAUAACUCUCUUGAUUUCAAAUCAGGCUCCCAAUUGUAAAUUAUUUUUUCCAGUAGCACCCACAAUGUGCUAGGUACUGUACAAACACAAAUGAAGAAUGAAGCGCUUACAUUCUAAAAAUGUGUGUAUACCUGUGAAAUGGACCAUAAUUCUCAAGCAGUAAAACUUACAUUAUUAUGAACUCAAAGGCAAUUACAAUGCAAAUUUUUAUUGUUUCUUUAAAUGUUUGAUAGAUAUUCAUUUUCUUAGUUUGGAGGAAGUUCCGUUGAUGUAUUUUUUUUCCUUUUAAUGUAAAAAUAUAAAAAUUAUGUCUAUAUACCUAUAGAUUAAAAAAAUUCAAAAAAUGGCCAGUUGGCUGAAAUGCCAAAAUUUUUAGUGGCUUGUAUUGUGUCGUGGUGACACCAAAUUGCUGUAGAAAUAAAUUCAUUAAAAGAAAAGAUGGAUGAAGUACAGGCUUGAUGUACUGUGGCUAGAGAUAAUUUGCUACUUCAGAACCCUUGCAACUAACUCUGUGAAAGAGGGGGUUUAGGGCCUGCUUCUGCUCCAAUGAUACAUCAUUGGGAGUAUGAUCAGGGCCUAGGUUAUAUUCCUACUGGCAGUAAAAUAGAACAUCAGGAAAUUUAGCACCAAUAAGGAAACUAUUAUCUUGGCAACCUAAUUAAAAAACAAUAACUGUCCCACACUGUUACUUUGUUAAAUCAGGACAAUUUAGAAAUCCAGGGCCCAAACCUGCAGUCCUUACUCAGGGCCUACGCAAAAAUAGGCCUAUUUUGUUUCCCAGAUAAGACUGUUCAUGGAGUACGGUGCUAUUUGCUGUUGGGAAGGUUGGCAGAAUCUUUCCCUCUGUGAAAAUAUCCCACUGGGAUAAGUGGUAGUUUUGUCGGGUAAGGACUUCAGGAUCAGGCUACAAGUCCUGACCUGUUAAUCUCAAUGACUCCUAUAUGAACUGAACCUCCUGUGUUCUGGUGAAUUAAAGGCAAAGCAUAUUUAAAGAUUUAAUAUACAAAUCAAGCAGCUCCCCUCCUCCAUUCACAGUCUAAGCACUUAGCCAUGUUUUAAAGUUACUAGCACUUAGCUAAUCUAUUUUGCCAUCAAUUUAAAGGUCACCACAUGCAGUAUGGUCACUUGAUACUAUCUUUGAUGCAUUUUUAUGUUAAUUUUACUAUUAUUCUGUAUUUGGAAUGUAUUUUUUCCUCUAAUUUCUUGUAUGUGUACCAAUAAUUAAAAUAUUAAUUUACUUGA
Malaclemys terrapin pileata is the source of this 9804-nucleotide messenger RNA. RefSeq names its product transmembrane protein 86A (gene TMEM86A). Gene Ontology annotation, cellular component: membrane. Lineage: Eukaryota; Metazoa; Chordata; Testudines; Emydidae. The record is from RefSeq and is a predicted model, not a curated record. Bases 99 to 812 code for a protein of 237 amino acids. The transcript is spliced from 3 exons.